Molecule: messenger RNA, 1935 nt
Organism: Clupea harengus (Atlantic herring)
Lineage: Eukaryota; Metazoa; Chordata; Actinopteri; Clupeiformes; Clupeidae
Gene: rdh10b
Product: retinol dehydrogenase 10b
Cellular component (GO): lipid droplet
Molecular function (GO): oxidoreductase activity, acting on the CH-OH group of donors, NAD or NADP as acceptor
Source: RefSeq, a predicted model, not a curated record
AGGAGCAAAUGCACUGAUUUAAUAAUUGUUACUUGCAGUAACUCUUAACCAAGCUGUCAGUGGAGCGAACAAAAUCUACUCUAUUUCAGUCUCAUUAUUCCAUGCCCCAUGGGGAUUUACCAAGAUCUACCCACUAGAUUACAGCAUUUGUAUCUUUUUAGCAUGCGCGGAAGCCACAAGGGGGACAGGAGCAUUUAUAAGCGCCUAGAAACGGCCUUACAUUGAUACAGCUUGUUUCUGCACUGCACGUAUAGUUCGGUGCUUUUACCUUUGGGGGCUAGUCAACAGUUCUGUGCAGUGUUAAAGGGUCAAACGUUUGUUUUAACUUGCAAAUUGGAUAGUUUUAGAAAUAGUCUAAGCUAGCGAGCAAGUGUUACAGUGUUAGUUUUAAAUUGUUUACCGUGGGCGAACUUCAAGAUGAACAUUGCGGUUGAAUUUGCUGUGGUUAUGUUUAAAGUAGUUUGGUCAUUUGUGUUGGCUGGUACUAAGUGGAUUGUCCGAACGAGAGAAAAGAGUGUCGUAGGACAGGUAUGUCUGAUAACUGGAGCUGGAAGCGGUCUCGGACGACUCUUUGCUAAGGAGUUUGCUCGGCGAGGUGCAUCGCUUGUGUUGUGGGACAUCAACCGACAAGGCAAUGAAGAGACUGCCGAUAUGGUUCGUGAUAUCUACCGCGAGAUAACAUCCAAAAGAGAAAUAAUUGGAGGAAUCCAAGACGUCCCUUUCCAGCCUCAAGUCUAUACCUUUGUGUGUGACGUCAGUAAACGCGAGAACGUAUACUGCACGGCUGAGAAGGUCCGAGCAGAGGUUGGCAACAUCGACUUCUUGAUCAACAACGCAGGGGUGGUGUCUGGGCACCACCUCCUGGAGUGUCCGGACGAACUCAUCGAGAGAACAAUGAAGGUCAACUGCCAUGCACAUUUUUGGACCACCAAGGCCUUUCUCCCCAAGAUGCUGGAGCAGAAUCAUGGGCAUAUUGUGACCAUAGCUAGCAGCUUGGGACUGUUCACUACAGCUGGAGUGGAGGACUAUUGUGCUAGCAAAUUUGGUGCGAUAGGAUUCCAUGAGUCCCUGAGUCAUGAACUGAGAGCCUCUGAGAAAGAUGGAAUCAAGAUGACUCUUGUCUGUCCAUUUCUUGUGGACACUGGCAUGUUUAAAGGCUGCAAGAUAAGGAAAGAGAUGGCUCCUUUCUUCCCCCCUCUGAAGCCAGAGGAUUGUGUGACUCAGGCCAUGAGGGCCAUCCUGACAGAUCAACAAAUGGUCUGCACGCCACGAGCCAUGUAUGCGGUCACCUUCAUGAAAACGAUUCUUCCAUUUGACGCCAUUGUUUGCAUGUACCGGUUUAUCGGAGCAGACAAGUGCAUGUACCCAUUCCUGGAUCAUUGUAAAGAAUCGAUGAACAACAACGAAACCAAGAUUGGGAGCUAAUCUUUGGUUACCUUUAACAAAUAAAUUAUGUUCAAAGACUGUGUUACCAGUGCUGUUGCAUUGGGUCUGAUUUGAAAGGUUUCACUUGGAACUUGAAUGGCUACAUCAGUGAUGUAAAUUAAGUUUGAUUUGAAUCAGAUAAGGUUCAAAGUAGGUAAUUUCUAUAGCUUAAGGUUUAUAUUCAACUUUGUAAUCAAAAACUGCAGUAUGUUACUGUGUGAAUGUUCUUACAAAAUCAUUUUGUUCAAUGCUUACCCAAUAUGACCUUAGUACCCAACAUUCCAAGGUUAAUGAUGGCCUAACUUGUAAUGGCAUGUCUACUUUUCUCCCUUUUGUUGUGGGAGACAUUGACGUAAAUAUAUAUGAUGAGAGAAGCUGCACAAUCAAGUUAUGCUGGUAAUCGCAUGUUAGGUGGAUGAAAGGCUCUUAACUCCACUGGAAGUGCCUUAAAAUAAUUUAUGUAUGUUUUUUUGUAUGUUAAUAAGCAAUAAAUGUGACAAAAACAAAAAA